AUGUAAAUAAAACAAAUUGGCGCCAAACAACAACAUCAACUACAAUCUUUGCAUGUACAUGCGCCGAUGGCAUACCAGAACCAUAUGUUGUUGACAUUUAUUUUCCUCUAUAGUAAUAAAGUGUACAUAAAAGUUUUACUCCUGUGUUUCAGCAGUUCUGAAAUAAACUAGAAUUUAGUGUAAAACCGUUUGCGCUCGAUAGUAAACGUUUUCCGUAAUUGACGGCUAUUGAUUUCUUCCAAAUAUACAAAAUAUAUGUGAAAUAAAUUUUUCUUCCAACCAAAAGUAAGUAAACAACAUGCAAGUGGAGUGCAACUCAACGCAAGCAGCAACGAAUGAGUCGCCUGCUGGUGCCAGCACAAGCGCAACAGUUGGGACAUCAGGUGCAUCAGCAAAAUGUAUAACAACUACUAACGUAAACAAAAGUAGUAAACAGCAACGUGGUGCUCUGAAAGAUGUUGGUAUCUUAAAGCGUGAGGAUUUCGAUGGCGGGCCCGUGAGCUUGGAUGAAAUCGUUUGUGGGCUGUAUUUGGGUAAUCUAACCGCUGCUACACAUAUGAUGACAUUGAAGAUUUAUAGAAUUACGCAUAUACUUACAUUGGAUUCAGUGCCAUUACCACAACAUAUAACAGAGGCGAGCUUCCUAACAACCAAAUAUGUUCAAAUUUCCGACAUGAAAAAGGAGGAUAUCCUACACCAUUUAGAUAGCUGCACGGAAUUCAUAGAAAGUGCGCUGGCACAAGAAGGCAAUGUCCUGGUGCAUUGCUACUACGGUGUCAGUCGCAGUUCUGCUGCCGUAAUAGCUUUCAUUAUGAAAAGUCGGCAUUUAGAUUAUCAAGCUGCCUUUGAAAUGGUGCGCAAAAGGCGUCGUUUCGUACAACCCAACAUCGGUUUCGUAUACCAAUUGAAGCUCUACGGUUCGAUGGGUUGCAAAAUCGAUACACAAUAUCAGCCAUACAAAAUUUAUCGCUUACGCUUGGCGGGCGAUCAAGUGCUCAAAGCCAAAAUAUUACCUCAAUCCUUUAAUUCACUAAUCCAAGCGGAUCCGGCUGUGACGCAGGAGAAUCCUGAACCCAUUGUUUAUCGCUGUCGCAAAUGCCGACGUGUUUUGGCCUCGAAAGCACAUAUAUUGCAGCACGACAACAGAUCGCUCAUCACACAGACGCCACCAAAAGCAAGCGGCAGUAAUAUUGCUAGCAAUAAUGGUACUACCGCGCCGCAGGCGUCGCGGCUGCUCGAAAAGAUUGCCGUAGAGAUACUAAAAACUUACACACCCACCGACACAGAAUCACAAUCGUUGGUUUGCCGCAAUAUAAUAUUUGUAGAGCCCAUCGCCUGGAUGCGCAACAUUACGCACAACACGCAGGGACGCUUGAAUUGUCCGAAAUGCGAACAGAAGGUGGGCAAUUUCAGUUGGAUCAACGGCUGUCAGUGCCCAUGUGGCGAAGUAGUGACGCCGGCCUUCUACCUGAUACCGUCACGUGUGGAACUCUCGAAAGCUGUGCAAAAUGUGCAGACGACGCUUUAGAUGGUUUAGCCGGAGGAGAGUGAAGAUUAGGAGGAGUUGUUUAUGAGCAUGCUAAGCGUUUAGAAACAAAAGUUUUAUAAACUCUGAAGGGAAAUAAACUCUUAGUAGUAAAUGUAUGUGGGAACUAUUACAAAUAAAUUCACGAUUUUUAUGAAUCUUAUUGUAAAAAUCAAAGAAAAAAGCUUCCAUUGCCUUUUGCAAAAUGAAAUUGAAAUCAAAAGCAAAAAAAC
Molecule: messenger RNA, 1758 nt
Organism: Ceratitis capitata (Mediterranean fruit fly)
Lineage: Eukaryota; Metazoa; Arthropoda; Insecta; Diptera; Tephritidae
Gene: MKP-4
Product: dual specificity protein phosphatase MPK-4
Exons: 5
Coding region: 299-1528 (409 amino acids)
Biological process (GO): protein dephosphorylation
Cellular component (GO): nucleus
Molecular function (GO): protein tyrosine/serine/threonine phosphatase activity
Source: RefSeq, a predicted model, not a curated record